CUUAGCAUGGACCGGCGAAUAUCUCAGACAAUCCUUGAAAAAUCGCAGAUAUAUCUCACUUAACAAUGGUAAUACGGGACAUGUGAUCGGACGAAAAUCUCGGACAUGUUCUGGAAUGUCUGU
Molecule: messenger RNA, 123 nt
Organism: Funneliformis caledonium
Lineage: Eukaryota; Fungi; Glomeromycota; Glomeromycetes; Glomerales; Glomeraceae
Source: the annotation of a GenBank genome assembly